Molecule: messenger RNA, 546 nt
Organism: Ramularia collo-cygni
Lineage: Eukaryota; Fungi; Ascomycota; Dothideomycetes; Mycosphaerellales; Mycosphaerellaceae
Product: related to Putative thiosulfate sulfurtransferase, mitochondrial
Exons: 2
Coding region: 1-546 (181 amino acids)
Cellular component (GO): mitochondrion
Molecular function (GO): thiosulfate-cyanide sulfurtransferase activity
Source: RefSeq, a predicted model, not a curated record
AUGGCUUUUGCACGAUCAGCAGCAACGGCAGCUCUCGGCCGCAAUGUGUGUACACAAUGCCGAAGAGUAGCAUCCCUCCGCACAUUUUCCCUGCCUGGCCCGCGACCACGACCACGACAACAGCAACAGCUGGCGCAAAGGACAUUGGCCUCGACGAGUAUACGAUACUAUUCCACACCAACCUCCACCUCCAAACUCUACGACUUCCACCAAAUCCAGAAACUAGUCGAGACUCCCUCGAAAAAUGUCAUUCUCAUCGACGUCCGCGAACCCUCCGAAUACGCAGCAGGCUACAUCCCCACAGCAAUCAACAUCCCCAUCAAAUCCCAGCCCGACGCCAUGUUUCUCCCCGGCGACGAAUUCGAGGAGAGAUUUGGUUUCAGCAAACCCGCGGCUGAUCAAGAGGUGGUUUUUUAUUGCAAAUCGGGCGUGAGGAGUAAUGCGGCUGCGCAACUUGCGCAGCAGAUUGGUUAUACGAAUGUGGCGGAGUAUCGAGGUAGUUGGUUGGAUUGGGAGAAGAAUGGGGGGAGCGAGAGGAAGGCGUGA